This is a messenger RNA of Sinocyclocheilus rhinocerous, 2620 nucleotides long. RefSeq names its product protein crumbs homolog 1-like. Bases 1 to 1719 code for a protein of 572 amino acids. Gene Ontology annotation, molecular function: calcium ion binding; Notch binding. Lineage: Eukaryota; Metazoa; Chordata; Actinopteri; Cypriniformes; Cyprinidae. The transcript has 6 exons. Gene Ontology annotation, biological process: Notch signaling pathway. The record is from RefSeq and is a predicted model, not a curated record.
AUGCUGGAGGGAGACCUGGUGUAUGUUGGUGGGGUUCCAGGUGAAGAGGGUUCAGCUGAUUGGGGGGGUCAUUUUAAGGGCUGCCUGCAGGACCUGAGACUAGACGAUGUGCAUCCGGAUGUGGAAGUCUGGAAUAGUACCCUCAGUGAGACUCUAUUUAUCUCCAGUGAUGCAAAAAACGUGCUUCCUGGAUGCAUAAGUGAUGACAUAUGCAAGGUGGAGCCUUGCUUAAAUGGUGGAGAGUGCACAGUCACAUGGAAUGACUUUACUUGUUUCUGUCCAUGGAAUUUCACUGGAAAGACAUGUGAAACUCGGGUUUGGUGUGUCAGCGACCCGUGCGUAAAUGGUGGACGCUGCGUGGAUCUGUUGGAUGGUUUUGAGUGCAUUGCUAAUGCGACUUUUGACAACACACCCUUACACUACAGUGCUAAGGGAUCUCUAGUUUACCCGGUGACCAAUGUGACCAUGGAUCUCCGUACAAGGCAGGAAAAUGCCAUAUUACUUCGUGCAUGGAGAGGGGCGGAGCUUCUACUGAUUGGUCUUGUGGAUUCAGCCAUUCAUGUGGAGCUCCAAACUGAGAACAGCGUGGAACCAGUGAUAUUCUCUGGACAGAGACAGAUUGCAGAUGGAAACUGGCAUCACCUGCUGGUUGCCAUGGCCAGUCCAGAACGUGAUGCAUCGCAGUGGUUCAUUUUGGUGGAUGACAUCAUCGACGGUAGCAGUGCACCGGAACUUGCUGGUAGUUUAAGUUUUCUUAAAGAUUUGUUAAGUGAAGUUGCACUGGCAGAGACGUACACAGGAUGUCUAGGCGCUGUCAGAGUGGGUGAGGUUUACCUUCCAUUUGUAGACAAUGCCAAAUCACCCCAAACAUCGCGGUUUUGGCGACGACAUGAUGAGCAUGUGCGCAUAGGCUGCUUUGGUGCUCCAGUGUGCCGCUCUCAUCCCUGCAGACGAGGUGGUACGUGUGUGGAUCUCUUCAAUACAUUUGGCUGCCAGUGCCCAUCAGGCUGGGAAGGGAUCACCUGCGAGAAAGAAACAGACGAGUGUGUCUCAGGACCCUGUCUUCAUGGCAAAUGCAAAGACAAGUUUAAUGGGUUUGACUGCUUGUGUCACCCAGGAUAUGCUGGACCUACAUGUUCAGAAAACAUAGACGACUGCAAAGGAUCGAAGUGUAAGAAUGGGGGAACCUGUGUGGAUGGAGUUAAUGACUUCACCUGUAUCUGUCCACCUAAGUACAGCGGAACACGUUGUCAGUAUAACUACCCUCCUCUAAAGUGUGAACUGGAUGUUGAAUGUGAAAAUGAUGGCGUUUGUUAUGACACUCAAUGGGGGGCAAACUGCACCUGCCCUCCAGGAUUCACAGGAGACAGAUGUGAGAAAGAAAUUGAUGAGUGUGCAUCUAGCCCAUGUCUAAACGGUGGAUCGUGUCUGGAUCUGCUGAACCGGUUUCAGUGUUUGUGUCCAGCAGGAUUCAGUGGCCAAUUCUGUGAAACAAAUAAACAAGCUCAGCAAGAACAUAUACCAUGGUUGGCAAUAGCGGUUCCAUUGGCAUGUGGCUGUAUCCUAUUGGUGGCCAUUGGACUCAUUUUUAUGUUGAUGACAGCACGCAGGAAGCGGCAAUCUGAAGGAACUUAUUCCCCAAGCCAUCAGGAGAUUGCUGGUGCACGCCUGGAGAUGGAUAGCAUGCUGAAAGUACCACCUGAAGAGCGACUAAUUUGAACACACAAACAGAUGUAGAUAAAGGGGCUCUAAUAUUAUCUGUGUGACUCUGGAACUACACUGGAACUUUCCAAGACCUUGUGGUAUUACGGAGCCACAGUGAGAAGCAAGUGCUACAUCAAACAAGCAACCUGAAGAUGUAUGGUAAUACGAGUGAAAUAGGAAAAACAGGAAGGCAUUAAUUAUGGUUGAUCUUUUGUGGAGACCUAAAACUUUGGAACUUAACCGGCAACUCUCUCAAGUGUAGUUGAACUUGAACUUGGUGAUUAUUUACCUCAUGGCAUUGUAUGCCGGAAAGGCUUUGACAAAUACUUCAAAGAGACGGAAAUAAGAGUUCACAUGCAUCCCACAGCAUGUAAAAUCUUUAACCAAUCCCUCUCAAAGAUCAGCACUAUAAUGCUAAUGAAGGAGUGAGCAACAUUUUAAAAAAAGAAAAAAAAAAAUCACAGCAUUUGAAUGUACAAGGUAUGUCUGUAGCAAGACUGUUAACUAGCUACUAUUCCUGCUGUAGGCUACUACACUGGAUAUGAUAAUCAACACUGAGGAAUGUGGCUUCAUAUUCAUGCCGAUGUGAACAAUUAGCCAUAUAUUAGCAUUUUCAAGAGUGGAAAACAACUGAAACUAGGUACCCUUUUAAAGUAAUGCAUUUUCUUAAAAUAAAAACUGGGCGUUGCUGCUUUGCGUACUUCAUUGCAUUGUUGCCUUCACAUUGUGUCAGAAUUACCCUAAUUAUGAGUUCCCGAAUACUAAAAGCUUUUACGUCUUUGCUGAACGCACAAUCACAAGUUUGUAAGAAAUAACAAAAAAAACUUUUUUCAUUUUGAACAGAAAAAAAGCUCUGGCUUUAUUUGACUGUUGUUACAUCAUGUAUAAACAACCAAAAAUGCUACAAGUAAUGCUA